Symbiodinium sp. CCMP2456 is the source of this 970-nucleotide messenger RNA. The record is from the annotation of a GenBank genome assembly. Lineage: Eukaryota; Dinophyceae; Suessiales; Symbiodiniaceae.
AUGGAGGAGGAUGGCCUCCUGAGCUCCACUGGGGCGGCGGGCUCCCCGAGGCGCGCUCGCUUCGAUGAGAAGCUGAAAUUCCUUCCUGUUGCCUAUGUUGUUGUCGCGAUGCUACUACUCGCCGGUAUCUAUUUGCAGUAUCACAUCUCCCCGCUUUUGUCCCACACAGCGGCACAUCUUCAGAUGCCCGAUGCUGCGGCGGCAGGAGAGAUCAGAGGUUUGAUCCAGCUGAGCCUCUUCGUGCCAGUCACGGCUCUGCUGCUGAUUUGCUACGUUCGCAGUAUUCUCACACAUCCGGGCGAGAUCCCCGACGAUCCGAAGUGGGAGUACAUGCCCCGGGACAAGCUUGUGGCUCUAGCACCACUCAGCUUGCAGGAAACCAAGAAAUCCGGCGAACGCAGGCAUUGCAAGUGGUGCGGCAAGUACAAGCCAGACAGAUGCCAUCAUUGCCGAGUCUGUCGCACAUGCAUUUUGAAGAUGGAUCACCACUGCCCAUGGAUCUACAACUGCGUGGGCUGCUUCAAUUACAAGUUCUUCAUUCUGCUCCUCUUCUACUCUGCACUGGACUGUCACCUGAUUGUAUGGUCCAUGAGCGAGUCCGUCCUCCGCUGUGUGAACAUCGAGGAGACACCCUUCAAAGAGAUGUUCAUGAUUCUAUUUGGGGAGUGCCUCGCGCUCAUCCUCGCAUUGCUAGUUACUGCCUUCUUGGCCAUGCACUUGUGGCUCAUUUCCAAGGGAUUGACCACCAUCGAAUUCUGUGAGAAAUCGCUGCCGAAGGAUGGCCAGCCUGCUGAACGAAGCCUCACAUCUGUGUAUGAUCUGGGUCUUUACGGCAAUUUCUGCACGGUCCUGGGCAGCAGUGUGUCCAUCUGGCUGCUCCCUAUCGGAAUGCCGGAUGGCGACGGGAUCACCUUCGUCUGCGACGAAACUUGUCUCACCAAGGACAUGGAAGCCGCAAGCGGCAUUCGGC